AUGACGAGGAACAGCAGCGCGACGGCGUCGUUUUUGUCCUCCAACACCAACAAAACUGUUGCUGGUGCUUGUGUGCAAAGAUACGCGAGACCGUCCGCGAGAGCAGCGGCGGCGGCAUCGUACGGCAUCUCCGAUUCCAUGGAAGAGGAGCAAAAAAUAGAGAAGAACUCGUCUUCAAAGUCGUCUUAUUUUAACGAAAACGAUACCGAGGACGACGGUCCGAUCCCGAUGCCGCCGAAAGGGUCGGAUUUGAGAACGGUGUUACCGUAUCUUUUGAAGGUGGCGUUUAGUAGGAAAGGAACGAAACUUCGGUUAGCGUUUGCGGUGAUCUUUCUCGUGGCGCAGAAAGCGUUCGGGUUAGCGGUACCGGUGUAUUUUAAGUUUGCGAUUGACCAUUUGACGAGAGCGGCGCAGUUACCGGUUGGGCCGGAAGCGUUACAAGCCGCGAACAUGGCGGCGAUGAUGUUGUGUUUCAGCGGAGUAUUUAAAGCGGUGUCUGGUAUUGCGACGGAGUUGCGGGUGGUGUCUUUCACGCCCGUGGCGCAAGCGGCGGGUAGGAGAGUCGCGUUGGAGGUGUUCAAUCACGUGUUGAAUUUGGACAUGCAGUUUCACUUACAGAGAAGAACUGGGGCGUUGCAAAGAAUCAUCGAUCGAGGCACGCGGUCGGUAUCGAUGGUGUUUCGCGCGGUUAUAUUUACGUUCAUUCCAACAUUCGUGGAGUUGGCAUUGGUGAGUGCUUUGCUGUGGAAAGCGUUCAGUUGGCACGUCGUCGCGGUGGUAUUGAGUACGUUUUGUUGUUACGUCUGGUGGACCAUGCACAUGACCGGGGUGUCCGCGAGCAAGAGGAAGUUGGCGAAUACCAUGGACGGUUUGUCCACCGGGAAAGCCGUGGAUGCGCUUUUGAAUUACGAAACCGUAUCGAAUUUCGGGAACGUGAAUUUAGAGUCCAAGCAGUACGAUAGUUUAUUAAGAGGGUACCACGAAGCCGCGUUGGGGAGCGAAAGAGCGUCGUCGUUGUUGAACGCCGGUCAGGCGGUGUUUUUAUCUUUCGGCAUGACGGCGGCGUUGUCGUGCGCGGCGUUAGGAGUCGGCGCCGGUGGGAACGCGUCACAGAUUGGUGCGAAUUUAGCCAACCGGGUCGGUGAUUUGGUCAUGGCGAACGGUUUAUUGUUGCAAGUGUGGGCGCCGUUGAACUUUUUAGGAUUUUUUUAUAGAGAGUUGAGACAAAGUUUAGUCGACAUGGAGGCGAUGUUUGAGGUCUUAUCGACGACGUCAAACGUAAAGGACGGGACGUUGGAGUUACCGAAGAACAAAAAUAUCGACGCGACGACGACGACAAGAAGCAACAACGGCGCGUCCAUAUCGUUUAAAGAUGUGUCUUUUGAAUACGGAAACGGACGCAAGAUUCUUAGAAACGUAAACUUAGAAAUUUCUCCGGGCGAAUCCAUCGGCAUCGUCGGACCUUCUGGUUCCGGGAAAUCCACCUUGCUUCGCAUCGCGUUGCGCGCGUACGACGCCACGUCCGGUGACGUCUUCUUCGACGGGUACAACGUGAAAGAUCUACAAAUGAAAUCUCUUCGAUCCGCCGUUGCGGUUGUCCCUCAAGAUGCCGUUUUAUUUAACGAUACCUUAGAGCACAACGUGCGCUAUGGUCGACCAAACGCCUCAGACGAGGAAGUCGAGCGCGCCUGCCACGCGGCGAAAUUGGAAAAAACCAUCGGUGAUUUACCGGACGGUUUGAAGACGAAAGUUGGCGAGAGAGGCGUGAUGUUAUCCGGCGGUGAAAAGCAGAGAGUCGCCAUAGCUCGCGCGUUUUUGAAGUCCCCGAGAGUUUUAGUCGCGGAUGAAGCGACGUCGGCGUUGGACACGGCGACUGAAUCGCAAAUAUUGGAAAGCUUGGAAGAAAUUGCGAGAGAUAGAACGAGCGUUUUCGUCGCGCACAGGUUGAGCACGGUGAUGAAGUGCUCGAGGAUCAUCGUCAUGCGAGACGGGGAAAUCGUAGAGCAAGGAAGACACGACGAGUUGGUCGAUUUGAACGGAUUAUACGCGAAGAUGUGGUUGGCCCAGCAAGCGGAAGAGUUGAGCGUGAAAUUAGAAAAAGAAGUCGAACUCGGCGUUGUAUAG
Bathycoccus prasinos is the source of this 2124-nucleotide messenger RNA. Its product is annotated as heavy metal tolerance protein precursor. Gene Ontology annotation, biological process: intracellular iron ion homeostasis; transmembrane transport. Lineage: Eukaryota; Viridiplantae; Chlorophyta; Mamiellophyceae; Mamiellales; Bathycoccaceae. The coding region runs from base 1 to 2124 and encodes 707 amino acids. The transcript has a single exon. Gene Ontology annotation, molecular function: ABC-type transporter activity; ATP hydrolysis activity; ATP binding. Gene Ontology annotation, cellular component: mitochondrial inner membrane. The record is from RefSeq and is a predicted model, not a curated record.